This is a messenger RNA of Ostrinia nubilalis (European corn borer), 2050 nucleotides long. Its product is annotated as cytochrome P450 6B6-like. The record is from RefSeq and is a predicted model, not a curated record. The transcript has 2 exons. NCBI's taxonomy places the organism in Eukaryota, Metazoa, Arthropoda, Insecta, Lepidoptera, Crambidae. Gene Ontology annotation, molecular function: heme binding; monooxygenase activity; iron ion binding. The coding region runs from base 52 to 1596 and encodes 514 amino acids.
UUUAAUUCAGUCGUAUGUGAAUUGUGGUGUCGGACACAAUAAUAAUCGAAAAUGAUUUUGAUUGUCAUUUUUGCUUUAUUUAUUUUUGUAUUGUAUUUAUACAAUGUUCGAACAUUCAGUUACUGGAAAAAAAGAGGAAUCAAGUACGAAGAACCUGUUCUACUUUUCGGGACAUACAGAAAAGUUUUGCUUGGGAAUCAAAGCAGAUCACAGAUGGCGGAAGAACUGUAUUGGAAGUAUCCCGACGAAGACGUCGUUGGAGGUUACAAGGCAACCACACCAGAAUUAAUCAUAAGGAAUCCAGAACUGAUAAAAGAGGUUCUUAUCAAUGAUUUCUCAUCAUUUUACAGACGUGGAUUGGUUAAUCAUAAAACAGUUGUGGAGCCUUUAAGAAAAAACUUAUUUUCUCUUGACGGAGAUCUUUGGCGCUUGUUGAGACAAAGAAUGACUCCAGCAUUCACAAGUGGAAAACUAAAAGCAAUGUUCCCUUUAAUUGUGGAACGAGCUGAGAAAUUACAGUCAUACACUUUAGCAGCCGCCUCUCAAAAUCGUUCCCUGAAUGCACGUGACCUCAUGGCUCGCUUCACCACUGACUUUAUUGGUGCCUGUGGUUUCGGAAUAGACUCUGACUCAUUGAAUGAAGAAAACUCAGAGUUCCGUAAACUUGGCGUAAGCAUAUUUACUGUCACAACACGAGAUAUUAUAGUUAAUAUCCUGAAAGAAAUGUGUCCUGAGCUCUUCAAAAAUUACAAGUUGUUCGUGAGAGUCGAAAGCGACAUAUUGGGUUUGGUGAAACAAAUACAAAUCAAAAGGAACUAUCAGCCAUCGGGUCGCAACGAUUUCAUAGAUCUGCUUUUAGCCUGUCAAAAGAAAGGUGUUAUGGAAGGUGAAUCCAUAGAAAAACUCAACCCUGAUGGUACUCCCGUACGGGUGUCAGCUGAAUUGGAUGAUGAUUUGUUCGCUGCCCAAGUGUUUGUAUUUUUUGGUGCUGGGUUUGAAACCUCUGCAUCUUCAACUAGUUACACAUUGCAUCAACUAGCAUUCAAUCCGGAUGUUCAAAAAAAAGUUCAGAAUGAAAUUGAUACUGUACUUGAUAAAUAUAAUGGUACAUUAUGUUAUGAUGCUGUGAAAGAGAUGACAUACUUAGAUUGGGCGUUUAAAGAAGGGUUAAGAAUGUUCCCCUCCCUUGGAUACCUCAUGAGAGAGUGUACGUCAAAGUAUACGUUCAAAGAUAUAAAUUUAACUAUAGAUGAAGAUGUCAAAGUGUUGAUUCCAGUACAGUCGUUGCACAUGGACCCAAAAUAUUGGGAUGACCCUGAAGAAUUUCGUCCGGAAAGAUUUGACCCGGAUAAUUUUAGUUCCAGACAGAAAUUGGUUUAUUUUCCAUUCGGUGAAGGAUCACGAAAUUGUAUAGGUAGUCGCCUGGGUUUGAUGCAGUCACUGGCUGGUCUGGCGGCCAUUCUCUCGAAAUUUACAGUGGAACCUGCGCCUGAGUCGACAAGACAUGUUGAAGUCAAUCCUAAAUCGAACGUUGUUCAAGGUGUUAAUAACAAUAAUUUGCCACUUAUGUUUAGAGAAAGAAAUAAAAGUAAUUGAUACUUGAAACCUAUAGUGAUUAUUAUAUGGUUAUAUGAUUUUAAUUGUAAUGUAAUAUUUUAGUAAUUUUAACAUUUACCUAAAGUUUGGUGUUUGGUUCGGAAUCCCAAAUAUCAAAAUCGUGUAUUUAAAUAUUAUUAUGUAUAAGGAGUAAAUAAAUACUUAUGUAUAGCAGUUUUUUUGGCUGACAUUGGGAAAGUUUGUUGUCGACACGAUAAGAAGAAGAUUUGUUAACAAAAGCAAAGAUAAGCUAUCAAAUGACUGAUAACUUAUCUUACAAGACAAAUAAGAUAUAAGAUACAUUUUAUGGUAUAAGUGAUUGAUAACAUAUCUUAUUAAGAUAACUAUAGCUAAAAUAGCAUAGUCCAGAACAUUAUGAAACAAACCAAAAGCAGUCUUGUGUGAAUUGUGUGGUGUCGGAUACCAUUAUAAUCGACAAUGAUUUUGAUCAUCA